Molecule: messenger RNA, 4934 nt
Organism: Chelonus insularis
Lineage: Eukaryota; Metazoa; Arthropoda; Insecta; Hymenoptera; Braconidae
Product: ankyrin-1-like
Exons: 1
Coding region: 311-3520 (1069 amino acids)
Molecular function (GO): protein binding
Source: RefSeq, a predicted model, not a curated record
UGUCGCAACAGUCUUUCAUAUCGGUCGUCACAAAAAAAUUUGUUAAAAUUGUUUUAUUCAACAAAAUAACUAUUAAAAACCGUGAAAAAUUACAAGUAUUUAUUGAAAAUUUAUUCACUAUCAAUAUUUACUUAAAAGUGAUAAACAGUGAGUGAUUUUGAUAUAUCGUUUUAUUGCUACGGAGUAAGGUAACGCUUCAAGAUAACCUAAAAGUCACGUGACCGUGAAGUGAUAGAAGAAACAACAAUUAUUAGACAUUACGAGCUAUAUUUUGAAUAUUGUAAGCAAUAAAGUAGUUCAUUCGCGUAUCAUGGAUUCCAAUACUCACAAUCUAAUCUUCUGUGCUAUCAAGAAUGGCAACCCCGAAGGAGUAUCGGUACUCCGAGAAAAAGGAGUCCUUGUUGGAGAAAAUCUUGGAUUAUUUUUGUUGGAUACCAUUGAAAAAAAUGAUCUCGUCACACUGAAAAUGCUAAUUGAUCACGGAUUAACAUAUAAAGGAACCAUUGAUUUCAAAAUUCUUCUUCAGGCUGUUAUAAAUCAAGGGAAUCCAUUAAUGAUAAAAGAAAUUCUACCUCACUGUGGAUUUUCAAAGCCAUCAGAACUAUAUAUUCCUAAAAAGCUUGUAAUUGAAACUUAUGCACAAUAUAAAGAUUGUGUCAAGUUGUUGCUAAAGUGGAAUUUUACUGUCGAUCCAGAAAGUCAUCACGACGAAGAAUUCGUUUUUAAAACUGUUGAAAAAGGUUAUGUACCAAUUUUUCUCGAAUUAUUAAGAUUGGGAGUUGACAUUAAUAUGACAAAUUCACGAACCGGAAUAAAUUUGCUUCUCAUAGCUUGUUUAAAAAAACAUUAUGAGAUUAUUAAUAUUCUACUCCAACGUAAAGCAGAUUUAAGUAAAAAAGUAUUUUGUGGUUAUGUACUUAAGCACAGUCUACGUGUACGUGAUAAUUCAUAUAUUUAUAAUAAAUUGUUUAAAUUAUCUAGUCAUCGUAGUUUGAGUUACAUGACAUGCCUACACAUUGCUAUUUUUAAUGAUGAUAUAUUGAUGAUUAAUAUGUUAUUAAAUCACGAUAUCACAACAAACAUCGACAGUGUAGGAUUGUUUAGGUUAACUUGUUAUGCUGUACAUAAUAAUCGUGAACAAAUUGUUCGAACACUUUUAAACCGUGGUGUUACUGCAGCUGAUAUUAAUCCAAAUGGGAAAACUUUCUUGAAUUUAUCUCUUAAAAAUGAUCUUCAACCUCAUCACAACGACCUCAGAUAUAACAUUGUUAAGAUUCUUCUCGAAAAAGGAGCAACCCCCAAUCUCCAGAUUCCAAGGAAUAGAUUUGUUUUUGAUGCAGUAAAAAAUGGACAUUAUAAAAUAGCUAAACUGUUCCUAGAUAAUCGUGCAGACAUUCAAUAUGUCAAUUCACGUCGUGAAACAUUAUUCCAUAAAGUCGUAGAAAAUGAUUUUGAUAUAGCAUUUAUUAAAAUAUUGCUGAAACGUGAUGUGCAAGUUAAUGUUAAAAACUAUAAGGGACUCACACCACUCAUGAUUGCCUGUAAAAAGCAAUCGAAAAAUCAAUUGGAUAUUGUUAGAAUACUGUUGAAUUUUAAUGAUGAUAUCAAUUGUACUGAUAAUGAAUCAAAAUCCCUUAUACAUAUGGCAUGUAAUGAUCAAAAUCCAGAUCUUGUCUCCAUUCUGCUAGAAAGGGGAGCCAAUCCUAAUGUUGUUGAUCGGGAAAAUGAAACACCUCUUCAUUAUGCUUGCUAUCACAACAGUGUUGCAUCACAAAAAGUAAUUCAGUUACUGUUGGAUCAUGGAGCAAAAAUAGAUGCUGUAAAACCAAGUGGAUGGACACCACUUUUCAAAGCUUGCAAUAACAGCAAUGGAGCAGCAGUUGAAUGUCUAUUAGCUAAUGGUGCUAAUCCUAAUGCUGUUGAUAAAAAAGGCCGAACACCUCUUCAUAUUAUUUGCAAACAUAAAGACAUCACAGUUGUUAGUAUAGUGAAAUUAUUAGUGGACCAUGGUGCAAAUAUUAAUGCUGUGGAUGCAAGAGGAUGGACACCACUUUUUGUUGCUUGUCAGGAAAGUAAUAAUCAAGUGGUGGAAUAUCUUUUGAUAAAUAAUGCGAAUUGUAAUGCUACUGAUGAUCUGGGUCAAACACUUUUUCACAUUACUGCCAAACAAAUACGUAAAUAUCCUUAUGAUGAAGAAUUACAUAAUAGAUUAAUUAUGAGCAAAAUGCAAUUAUUGUUGGAAUAUAAUGCAAAUAUUAACUCGGCUAAUAAGGAAGGACGGACUCCACUUAUGAUAGCUUGUCAAUUUGCUAAUGACACAAUAAUUCAAUACUUUUUGCGUCAUAAUGCUAAUCCGAAUGCUGUUGAUCACUGGGGUCGGACACCACUUCAUUUCGUUUGUCAUCGUAAAGAUAAAAUGGCUAAACGCAUCAUAGAAUUAUUUUUAAAAUAUGAUGCUAAUAUUGAUAUUGCAGAUGUUAAAGGAUGGACUCCACUUUUUGUAGCUUGUAAAUCAAGUAGUAGUGAAGUGGUACAAUGUCUUCUAGACAAUCAUGCCAAUCCUCAUCGUGUUGAUAUAGAAAAUUCAUCUCUUCUUCAUAUUGCUCCAAAAAAUUGUCGUGGUAUUGUUUAUCAGUUAUUGAAUCACAAGGUAAAUGUUCAUAGUAUCAACAAAUAUAAAAAAUCAAUUAUUCAUUGUAUUGUUGAGGCAAAUGAUGAGAUCCUUAUGAACAAUUUCAUGUCGAUGGAUAUCAAUAUUAAUUCUGUUGAUAAUGAAGGAAACACUCCUCUUCACAUUGCUGUUAAAAAAAUAUCAGAAUCAAUGACACGAACUUUGUUACAUCAUGGUGCUAAUGUAAAUAUUUUGAAUAAUAAUAAUAAAACACCUCUUCAAAUGGCCUUGGACAUUUUGCAUCAAAUGAAUGAACCGUCUGCUAAUGAUGAUCAUAAUAAUCGUAUAGGAAAUGUUGUAGAUAUACUUAAAGUACAAGUGAUUAAGUUGAAAGUUGCUGGAUUGAUAGUACAUAACCAAAAUUUAAAUGUUAUUUAUGAUUCUCAUAAUGGUAAAUUAAAUCUUAAGAAACGUUCUAAUGAUAACGAUAUGGAUACUUACGAAGAACUGCUUGAGAGAAAAUUUGAACGAGAACUUGCAAUGAUGAAAAAGACAAAUAUUAAUAUUGAUAACCUCACAUUUUAUGAUUUGUUAACAAAACAUAUUCGUCUACUCAGUCAAUAUGUUGAAAAUAAGAAUCUCCAAGAAAUUCUGACAUCGAAAAAUCAUGAAAGCGAGUUUCCAUUUUAUAUGCAGGUUAUCAAGGAUCGAAUUAAAAAAGCCAUGAUUCAAUCUGAAAAAAAUUACUUGAUGUAUUAUACAAGAGAUUAUUUCAAGUUAAAUAGGAGUCAACGAUUACCAGAUGAAUGUAUAGAAAUGGUAUUGAAUUAUUUAAAUAUUGGAGAAUUGAGGAAUUUUGUUGAAAUUUUAAAGCCAUUAACAUCGUCGUCUCCUAGUGGCCCUCUGUGAUAAUACAUAUCCAUUUCCGUCAGACUUACACACGCCUGCUUCUCUUCUGCAUUACACUGCCAUGCACCUUCUUAUGUUGAACUUCUGACGAAAAUCUUACGUCCUCUGCUCUUGAACAACGGCAGAGACAUAUGUGAAUAACUGACAAGGGUCAGUUCCAUCAAAGAACAGGAAGAAAUUUGGAUUGACUUCAAACAAAAAUGUAAGAAUGAUAUAUGUUUCUUACUCUAGUGGAUUUGAAGCAACUUAUUAUCAACUUUAAAACAACAGUCUCAAUGAGCAAUAAAAAAAACGGUUAGUUAACUGACGUGCAAUGUUUAAACAACUGUUAACCGUAAUGCGACCUUUCUGUUUUUUUUUAUAAAUAUACAAACUAUUAAUUUUAAGCAAAUGUUUAUGAACGGUUAACUGAUAGUUAAUAAAUCACACAUUUUAAUUGUUGAUUUUAGGUAAAAUUACUCUAAAAUAACAUCAAAUAAACGCCGAGUUUAUUUUUAAUCCAAUUGCAACUCUCAGUUAACAGUUGACAUGAAUCCAUCAGGGUAAAUACCCCAGAAAAAAUUUCUACGAAGAGAUUUUAUGUACAUAUAAUAUGUAGAACUUUUUUCUUGGGUAGCGAUUAUAUUAUGAAAAACAAAUUGUAAUUAUUUUUUUCAGUUGUACUAAUUUUACAACGAUGUUGUUUCUAUACGAUAAGACAUAAUUGUACAGGAUACUAAAUAAAAACUAAAUUAUUUACAGUAAUUUAACUACUCAGUAUACACUGAAUAUAACAGCAAUAUAACACAAAGGUAACAAUAUGUAACAAGUUAUAUAACGAAAAGUUACAUAUAUGUUAUAUAACUGUGAUAUAUUGUCAAUGUAACAAGUUUAUAUUGUAGAUGUCACACCCAUGUGACGUAGCUGUAUAACGUAGUUAUCUAAUGGCAAUAUAAUUAGCGUUACAUGCAUGUAUAUAACACUGUUAUGCUAGUAGUAUAUAUUUUUUGUUAUUUAAUGUUAUGUUUCUAUGAUAUAAGACUGUAAUCUCUAUGUUACAUUACAUUUGUUAUGCAACUGUUAUUUAAAUGUUACAUAAUAUAUUUUUACUAAUUUUAGGUUACAUUUGUUGCAUACGCGCAAUGUUCUUGUAAUGUAACAUCGCCACAUCGAUGUUACAUACGUUCUUUGUAUUGACGGCAUAUUCUACGAAUGUAACAAUACAAAAUUCUGGUUAUAGUUGCUUUUCUUUUCAAUGUGUAAAUAAACUGAGAUUGAUAGCAGAUCAGGGUAAUUGUUUUUAAGCUAUAAGGAUAUUUUACAGUUCAAGAACUACUUGUGUACCUGAAUUGUCAGAGAAUUUCUCGUUCACUUUAUUAUUGGCUAUGUGUAUUUAAUACUCAGAAAAUAAGGAUUUUUUUAUCAAUUUGUUUAA